Messenger RNA from Pleurotus ostreatus (oyster mushroom), 603 nucleotides. RefSeq names its product 60S ribosomal protein L16B (gene RPL16B). The transcript has 4 exons. The record is from RefSeq and is a predicted model, not a curated record. Gene Ontology annotation, molecular function: mRNA binding; structural constituent of ribosome. Gene Ontology annotation, biological process: translation; negative regulation of translation. Bases 1 to 603 code for a protein of 200 amino acids. NCBI's taxonomy places the organism in Eukaryota, Fungi, Basidiomycota, Agaricomycetes, Agaricales, Pleurotaceae. Gene Ontology annotation, cellular component: cytosolic large ribosomal subunit; ribosome.
AUGGCCACUUUUUCGUCGACGCCCAUCAUCAUAGAUGGCAAGGGCCAUCUUUUGGGUCGGUUGGCGUCGAUUAUUUCCAAGCAGAUUCUCUCUGGCCAGAAGAUUGUCGUCGUUCGUUGCGAAGAAAUCAACAUCUCCGGUAGCUUCUUCAGGAACAAGCUUCGAUACCACAAUUUCCUCCACAAACGCCAUAUCGUCAACCCCAAAAAGUCCGGCCCUUUCCAUCAUCGCGCACCGUCCAAAAUCCUUUACCGAGCCAUUCGCGGCAUGACCCCCCACAAGAGCGCGCGCGGAGCAGCUGCUCUCGAGCGUUUGAAGGUCUUUGAGGGUGUCCCACCACCAUACGACAGGAAGAAGAGAAUGGUUGUCCCUGAAGCCCUCCGUGUCCUCAGAUUGAAGCCUGGCCGCAAAUACUGCACUGUUAAGCGGCUGUCUCAUGAAGUUGGCUGGGGUUACAAGGAUGUCGUUGACCGUCUCGAGGAGAAGAGGAAGAUCAAGGCCCAGGCUUUCCAUGAGCGCAAGCUUGCCGCCGCCAAAUUGCGCCAAAAGGCCGUAUCUGAUAAUGCAUCGUCGUUCGAGAAGCUCACACAGCUCGGUUACUAG